Molecule: messenger RNA, 1109 nt
Organism: Stegastes partitus (bicolor damselfish)
Lineage: Eukaryota; Metazoa; Chordata; Actinopteri; Pomacentridae
Product: protein sidekick-1-like
Exons: 8
Biological process (GO): brain development; axon guidance; cell-cell adhesion
Cellular component (GO): axon; plasma membrane
Molecular function (GO): cell-cell adhesion mediator activity
Source: RefSeq, a predicted model, not a curated record
CGGGGAAGUGUGCCAGCAGCGCCAGCGGUGAGCUCUGAUCUUGGCUUCGCCGGCAAAAGCGCGGAGCUGCCGGGUGCUGGAGCCUGUCCCCCCUCGGCUCGGACUUCUUGUCAUUCGUGCGCAGGGCAGAGAGAGAGAGUUGCAGAAGCAGAGCGCAAGCGGACUCUACUGGCACCUCAUCCCGCAGGAUGAAACCGGGAAUUAGCCGAGAAGGAUCUCCGGAGCGUGUGGAGAAACCCGCAGCGGGGAGCCGGCAGAUGAUGGUGGUGGGGACCGGGACGACCCGGAGCGGGAGCCGGUGUCUGCCCCUCUUCCUCCUGCUUCUUCUCGGCAGCAGCUGCCACAUGUUGCACGGCCAAGAAGUGGCUCCCUACCUACGAGGGGGUGGACUGGGGCAGCAGGUGGUGUUGGAAGGAAACAGACUGGUGCUGACCUGCCUGGCUGGAGGCAGCUGGCCUCUGCAGUACCGCUGGACUCUCAACAACAGCAACAUCACUGACUGGACACCCCAGUACAGGUUGUCUAUGCCGUCCCUGAAGAGGACCGACGCUGGCCUGUAUCAGUGCACCGUGAGGAACAGGAUGGGAGCAGUCAUACACAGGAAAACAGAGGUGCAGGUGGCCUUUUUGGGAAACGUCUCCGCCGAGGAGCAGAGAAAGACGGUGACUCAGGGCCGAGCAGCCAUCAUCAGCCCGCCUCCUCUCGCUUCCUUUCCUCGACCCCUAGUCACAUGGUACAAGGACGGACACAAGAUCAUCCCAAACAACCGAAUAGCGAUCACCAUGGACAAUCAGCUGGUUGUCUUGGCAACCACUGCAACGGAUGCUGGACGUUACCAUGUAGAAGCCGUGAACGAGAUGACUGGAGAGAAUGUGACGAGUCCCGCUGUCUACCUGAGCAUCUCAGUUGGCAAGAAAAACCGCGGGUCAACAGAUCCUGAGUCGGAGCAAGUGGCUCCUGCAAUAGUGAUCGGACCUAAAGACACAACAGUGGUGACGGGGAGCGAGGCUACACUGGAGUGCAUCGCUAAUGCCAGACCAGUGGAUGGCCUUGUCGUGUCAUGGAAACGUGAAGGGCGUCGGCUGGCCGGUGGGCGUCGGCUCAUUAUU